AUGCACAUUUUUGUUUUCCUUGACAUUCCAGCACCUAUGGGGACGGACCUCUAUUAUUUAUUCGAUAAUGGUCCUUCACCAAGAUUACCAAUUCAAUUCAUGGACUUAUUUAGCAGCCAUUGGAGUAUCCUCGCUUCCUGGAACGGGUUGGUAGUGGUUGAAUUUGAGAUAGUGGACGUAAAACCACCAACACCGUGCUUAUGCAACCCCGUCACCGGUUCAUGGGCUCUCCUAAGAUCUCCCAUGGAAGAGUACAACAAUCCUGAUGAACUUGAAAUGCAUAUCGUCAUUGUUCCAUCUGACACACAUGGAAACGAUUACAAAUUGAUAUGCAUUGCCGGAGUUGAAGAUCGAUGGGGUCCACCAUAUGCGAUGAAGGAAUAUAACCUUAUUGAAAAAAGCUGGCAAGAUAUGGAAAAUAACAUUUCCUUCGGGGCUAGGCAGAUGGGUCUUGACCACGGGGUAGUUGUUAAUGAUAGUUUGUACAUGAUGUCUGAUAAUUUCGAUUACGGCGAGGGACAGGUUUGGUCGCAGUCUCCACUGUCGUACAUAGUGCAAUACUCCCGCGUGGAAAAAAAUUGUAAGAUUCUACCUCUUCCUGUUGAGGCUGUUCAUGAUCCUUUUCAUGGUGCAUACAGGGUCUUCAAAUGGGGUAGCCGAUUGACAUCAACCGAGUCUCUGUGUCUAGUUCGAUAUAUCAGAUUGACCUUUACUUUAUGGACUUCUGAAGAUGGUGCGCCCGACUCUUGGGACAUUAUUCAUCGCAUUAACGUAGGAGAUAUGAGGAUAACCAACGCACUCGAAGUAGAAGAUGAAGACAAUCUAUUUUUAAAAAGCAAGAAAAUGAUGAUCUAA
Messenger RNA from Lotus japonicus, 855 nucleotides. RefSeq lists its product as uncharacterized. The coding region runs from base 1 to 855 and encodes 284 amino acids. NCBI's taxonomy places the organism in Eukaryota, Viridiplantae, Streptophyta, Magnoliopsida, Fabales, Fabaceae. The record is from RefSeq and is a predicted model, not a curated record. The transcript has a single exon.